Acromyrmex echinatior (Panamanian leafcutter ant) is the source of this 6462-nucleotide messenger RNA. RefSeq names its product protein O-mannosyl-transferase TMTC1. The record is from RefSeq and is a predicted model, not a curated record. Gene Ontology annotation, molecular function: protein binding. Lineage: Eukaryota; Metazoa; Arthropoda; Insecta; Hymenoptera; Formicidae.
CAGUCUAGAUUUCUAGAAGCUUCGUCUUGGCAAGACGUUGUAUCGGGCGCUUACCUGUUUUGGCAGGUAAACUAUGGGUAAACAACAUGACGUCAGUGGAAUCCAAGGUUGAGCAGGUGCUGGCAAAUGGGAAAGAAGAAGAAAGGAAAGGCGCGCGAGGUUGCAGGCAGGAGGGAAACCCCCGGGGGUGGCUCGUGCGCGGGCGCGGUUUGCGGGUCAGAGUGCGUCGGGUAUAUAACCGGGCGGAUGCCGUCAUCCCUUAGUCUCGCGCUUUUCGUCGUCGCGGCAACUCGUUCGACGCCGACGCCGACGUCGACGCCGAUGUCGUUACCGUGAUCUGUGACCAUUCCGAUGUGCGGUGCAUACCGAUUUACACCUCGUGCCAAUUGGCAAGGUGUCCGAUAUCAGAUUAUAGGCUUUCGAGAAGUAUGUACGUUUAUCUUGCCCGAAUAAGCAAAGAAACGCGGUAGCUACCACCUCCUAUGAUAUCACCGAUCAGUGGAGGAAAUUAUAUUUUUACCCUUGCCAUCGCGUUCGAGCAUCUUUAAUGCGAAUUGUAUGCUACCGCGCGUUUUUAAAAGUCAGCAAAGUAUUGAAAAAAGCAAUCGAAAAAAAAAAUAACCGGUACUGAAUGAAGUAUUGAAUUUUUCAAGUACAAUAUUUCGGUAGAUUCAAAUGAAGGAUCGGAGCUGUUAAAAAUACCCGUAAUUAAAAAUCGUCCAUAAUUUUUUACCUUGCGAAAUUUUUCGUUUCUUUGUCCGAAGUCACUCGAUCGAUUAGACGUGAACGGACAAGGCGAACAUUGAAGAACAUUUACUAGCUACUGCUCAAACGUCGAGUAUGCCCGACUUUUGUCUCGAGUGAAGGCAAGCAGUGGGAACCGUUCUAGUGAGAUCGUCGAGGCGUCAGAAGUUCGUCCCUAGUUCUCGCAUGCCCGAUGGAAUCGGAGAAAAAAAUCGUCGUGACACUUGUUCAACGAUUGAAUUCGACGACGCAGGAAGUGAAGCCGAAGGAGGACAGGGAACAAGAAGAAGCGACCAAGUGGCAGUGGCGCCAAGGGAAGGAGAUAAGAGAGUGGUAGCGAGGAAAGCAGGAGGUCGACGGGAGGUGAAGGUGCUGUCGCGGAGAAUUUCAAGCCGUGCCCUCGGCGAGAUACGAGCCGUUUGUAUAGAUCUAUAUGCACAGUAAAAUUGUGGCGACGGAGGAGCUCUGGCUACGAGUAUCUGGGUCACACAGCCGUCUUCUCGUUGCACCCUGUUCUCCAUAAUUCUACAAAAUUUUCCGGAUGCAGCAAAAAAAAAAUGGAGACUUAUCACUGACCGUACGAGUUCUCGCUCUUGAAACGCAUGAGAACCAUAUUGACGUGGGACAAUCAAAAUAAAUUAUUAUCUUUCAUCAAAGCAAUUAUAUUAAUUGUGUUUGCCGUGACGUUACGCAAACAUUUAUGCCAACUGUUAAGGCUCACGAAAUAUCGAGCGCCGGAAGAAAUGGCCAACGCUAUGUUCCGUGUCAACGUAAUUGAAAAUCCGUUUAUAGAGUAGGUAGAUAAUGAACAACAAAUGCGUGACCUGCUCCGAAACGAAGUCGCAAUUUAUAUAACCGUAGUGUUAACUUGUCACUUACGUCCGAGAGCGGUAAGUGUGCUAUAGACAUAUCGUUUUACUCUGCCGGGAGAAUCCGUAAUGAUCAGUGAUUUGCGGCUGGAAAGCGGAUCGAUCCAAUACCCGCCGCUGGCGCGGUAACGAGCUGUUACGUUGUUACGCGGUUACGUAAAAAGGAUCUACUUGGAUCCCCCACGGGGGCAAUUCCCGAGGAAAGUCCACGCGAGGGCUAUUAUCCGAGUCGUGAGCGGUUUACGCGCGGAACCUGCUACCACCCUUCAUCUAGAGUCACGCUCGAGUCGAGCCGAUAAAUAAUGAACUCCUGCAGUCAUUUGUCAAGCUCACCGUGGGACAAACGAAUGCUCGUAGAGGUAACGUCAUCGGCCUAAAUGGGAGAGAUCAACGCGAGGUACCGGCUAGCACCGCGACAUUUCGCGUCGCUUUGCCACCAACGUUACGCAAGAAUCAUGUCCCUUUGACUCGACCGGGAACCGAAAAGCCAAACGGUAUAUACAAGCAAUCGGCCUUUAUGAUUUCUCCGCUUGUAAAGCUAUUGAUGAAACAAGCACCAAGGGUGAAAUGUCGAGGUUUGCAAUUGAAACGAUGCUUAGUAGCGAUCCUUAAACGCUGAAAGGAAGCAAGUACGCUUUCCGAACGUGAACUCUCACCUGAGCGUUCGCUUUAGAAAUGCGAGAGUCAGCUGAUUCCGAUCGCGAUCAGUGCAGUUAUACUGGGCAGUGCGGUCAAUCGCGCAGGAGAUAACGGUGUCCGAAAAAACGGCUCGCGACUUCAUGAUAGUGUUCGCGCUUCGGGCUCGCGGACGUACGAACGAACGUGAGAACUUAUCUCGUGCGUGGUACCGAACAACGCCAAGCGACAUGAGACGACGGAACAACGGUUCCACUUGCUUCUGCCAGACAUCGUCGGUCAAGAAAGGUGGCCGUAGCGGAUGCAACGAGACUGAAGCGAACGAGCCACCGGGAUGGUGCAUCUAUGCGGCGGUUGCGCUUGUCGCGGUUGGCUGUUAUCUCAAUGCUCUCGACUGCGACUUCGUGCACGAUGAUAUACCGGCGGUGGUGAGAAAUAGGGACGUGAUCGGCGAAGCAUCGUGGAGCAGUGUCCUCAACGAUGAUUUCUGGGGUACGCCGAUGGAGAGCAUCAAUAGUCACAAGAGCUAUCGACCUUUCACCACUUUGACGUUUCGGUUGAACUACUUGAUGGCGGGAUUGAGUCCCAUGUGGUAUCACGCCACGAACGUCGCCUUACACGCCGCUGCGUGCAUCUUAGUCACCAGAGUGAGUCUCGUGGUAGCUGCACUUCGACCGGGAUUCGCAGCGCUCACCGGGCUGUUAUUCGCCGCACAUCCUGUACACACGGAAGCGGUGACUGGCAUCGUAGGCAGAGCGGAUGUUCUAGCGUGUAUCUUCUUUUUGCUGUCCUUUCUUGCCUAUCAUGGCCAGCAGACGGCUUAUGUAUGGUCCAGCGUUUGCUUGGGUGCCCUAUCGAUGUUGGCGAAGGAAACUGGCGUUACUGUUUUGGCACUAAACCUUCUUUACGAUCUCUGUCGUUCCUGGCAUUCAAUCAAGAGGUCUAUUUUCGAAGCCAAGUGGAACGACGAUUCUAGAUAUUUUUCCAAACGUGCUGCAGCGUUACUCGUUUCGUUUAGCAUACUUCUUGUGGUACGGCUCGCUCUACUUCAUGGUACUUUGCCGAACUUCUCCGCGCAGGAUAAUCCAGCUGCUUUUCAUCCCUGUUUCCAUGUCAGAUUGUUGACUUUUUGCUACUUAGCAGCAUUGAAUUGUUGGUUGUUGCUGUGUCCGGCUAUACUCUCGCACGAUUGGCAAAUGGGAUCUGUUCCUUUGGUUACGUCUUUUACGGAUACCAGAAAUCUCGCCACCUGUAUAUUCUUCGGCGGUUGCCUGGUUCUCACGUACAAAGCCUUUACGGAUUUCGAGCAACAAAGGCAUCCGCCUCUUGUUCUUGGUUGGAUGUUCCUGGUGCUGCCGUUCCUACCUGCAUCCAAUCUUUUUGUCACUGUGGGUUUUGUCGUGGCAGAACGGGUUUUAUAUACACCAAGUGUUGGGUGGAUUAUUUUGGUCGUCUACGGCAUGCAAGUGAGCUGGACCGCUGUACCACGACGGAAAAGCUGGAUCACUACAGGCGUAGUUCUUCUAUUCGUUUUAGGAUGUUUCAGAACGGUUCUUCGGAAUAACGAUUGGACAUCUAGAGAAACUUUAAUCAAAGCGGGACUGCGGUCUCUACCCUACAAUGCCAAAAUGCAUUACAACUUCGCAAACUUCCUUAAAGACACGUCGCAGCCGAACCUUGCGGUUCACCAUUAUCAGUUGGCUCUCUGGCUUUGGCCAGGAUAUGCCAGUGCACAUAAUAAUCUUGGAACUCUCACGAUAGACGAUCAAGCGGAAUAUCAUUUUCUAGCGGCUAUUAACGCUCAACCUGGCCACGUAAAUGCUCAUUAUAAUCUCGGACGAUUGUACAGAAGAACGAAUCGAACUGAACAGUGCAUUGAGAUGCUGAGGAGAUGCGUGUCGCUGGAUCCGGCAUACGCACCGGCAUUUAGGGUUCUAGCGAGAAUCGCUACCGGUCCUGCAACAGGCGAGCUCCUGAGGCACGUAAUUCACCUUCAACCACGAAACCCGGACGCUCUCGCUGAGUAUGCUUACUGGUUAUACAAGAACGGCAAAUGGUUGCCCUCACUCCGAUACUAUUUCAAAGCGAUGGAGAUCUUUCCGUCGCACAAACCGUCGCUUAUUGGUACGCUCAGGAUUUUGAGGUCGCGAGGUCAGUGGUCUAGAGUACAUCAGCUCAUCAUCAGAUGGCAUUUAAUGUUACGAGCGAAACGAGGAGGCUUCAUCUAUCGCGGAGACUUGUAUAUUCGUGCGUGGGAGUUACAAAGCGAGUCUCGUCAAAGGACUCAUCAACAUCAACGGAAUCUCUGUAUAUCGGAGAAUGGAUGUUCGAGACCGCGCGUGGCCAGCGUGUCGGUGCAACUCGAACAAGACAGCAACAAGUCGGAACAGCUGCAACGGGCGCCGCGUUGUAACGUGCGUGCUUGCAGACAGCCAAGAAAAGGGAAGACGCGUGUAACCGCGCCCACCCUGCUCGUGCAGAAUUUUCUAGAGACGCUUUAGUCCGCCCCAAUUGGGGAACGGGUCUACCUCCUGCUCGUUCGCCAGCUGAAAACAGGCCGUGAAAGAUGAAGGAAGAAACGCGAUACUCCGACCGCGUAGCAGCCUCGUCCGACGAUCGUCAGCGACGAAGAGAGUCCUAUUAUAGUGGAAUGCCUGAAUAUUUUUCGUAUGCUGUGUUUGUGUGCUAUCUAGGACCGCAAGCCCGACCUGUCGCGGAUCAAUCACGAUAACGAAAUCUAAGAAGGUACGCAUAUAUCGUUAUCGUUUAUAUAUAUGUGUCCUCGCGUUCUUCGUGGCAUCCUGUUUAUCCUGUCGAUCGGACAGCGACGAUGCGAGUCGCGGUCUCUUCGAAAAAAAUUAAGUCGUUAAUAAAAACAAAAAAAAAAUAAAGAAACAGAUGCCUGCUCCGUAGAUAACUUUGGCUUCGAACGUCGAUAUGGCGUUCUGAAAUCAUUCGCCAGGACAAAUGACAAUGUGCGCUAAUGGUGAGAAUCGAAUGCUAGAAUUAAAUUCCUUGAAAAUUAUUUUGCCACUUUUAAAUUCAAUAUAAGAAUAUUUAACGAGAGAGGACCAAGGGAGAUUCGAGCGAUUAACUGUGUGCGACGAACGAUAUAAGCAAGUUGAUUGAUAAAGGCAUACUUAAUCGGAUAUAACUUAGAGCCGUGUGCGUUCAAGCGUGUAUCUACCUAUACUUUUGAAACGUGAUAAUUGUAAUUGAUAAUAUAGUUACAUGUAGUACGACGUGUUUCUAUAAAUAUUUGCUGUAUCUCGUGUGUGCUUUCAACGUUUUUACGAUGUCCGUUUCGGUGCAGUGAUAAAGCUGCACCGUUGUGUAUGUAAUACCAGAAAGAUGAAGCAUUUUAACAAACAGUAAUAAAAAAAAUUGAGAAUUGCAUUCGUGAAAAAUAUCUCGACAUAAAGGUUUCGUUCGAAAAGUCAGCGAAACUAUAAUUAUUUCAAAAAUACUUGAUAUAUAUGAGUGGUUAUCAUCGUAUUAAAAAUAAAUCGACCUUGUUCACAAAGAGUCUGUACGCAUAAACAUUUAUAAUUUUCAUUCCCAACAAAUACACAUACCCAACACAUACGCACACACACACACACACACACACACACACACACACACACACACACACACACACACACACACUGUAAAAAAUAAAAUAUUAAUUUUAACUUAAUGAGAUAUAGUAAACUUCCUGAGAAAUGCAAAAGUGUUAAUUUUAACAUUUUUGCACAUCUCAGAAAAUUCAUUAUACGGCAUUAAGUUAAAAUUAACAUUUUAUUUUUUAUAUACACAAUCAUUCUUUGACAUAUAAUAUUUUUUUCUACGCCAAAGAUGGAAGCUGUACACGAAAAAUGAAAUUAUGAUGAAUUUUAUCUUUUUCAUAAUAAAAUAUGACAAUAGCACAAUGCAUGAAAAGAGAAUACGCAUAUACUUUUGAGACUCUUUUUCUCGGAUCGUACUUUGUGUUCCUCUCUCGUAGACGCAAUUUUACGCACGUAAAUACACGGUGCCAAUACUAGGGUAAUGAAUGUGCCGCUAAUCUGUGGCGUUUGGUAUGGCUUUUGUAUGAAAAUUAAAGAAACAAAUAAUUUUAAAGAAAUACAUUCUUCGAUGAGCUUGGUACGGCAAUGUUCUAUUGCAAGUAUAUCGUAAGAACGAUUUCUAUGAAAGCUUUUUUCAACAUUUAUGAAAAAGGGAGAGAGAAAGA